AUGAGAGAUUCGAGUUCGUCGAACAAUGACGGUUCCAGCACGCAGCAAGCGCCAAGAACUGCCGAUGUAUUGAAUGCUGUACUGGACAUGCAUUCUGAUCGUUUGCAUACGAUUAACUACAUCAACAAACCGGACUUUUCAAUGUUCUCGUCAUUGACACCCUCCGGAUCGGCACCCAAUUCUGCCGGUAUUUUGGCUGCUCAUUGUGUUCCGUCGACAAGUGGUGGACUUCUUGCAGCACCACCACGAAGUGUGACGAUAAGUCCAGUGCAGUCGCCUCGAAGCGUGAAAGAUCAGCCAACGCUCGAAAAGCGUCCAUCUGGCGAGUCAGAAGUGGCAACGCCAGUGGCUUCGCAAGCGCAUCUUCUGUCGGCGUUGCAUUCUGCGGCAUCGGCAGUGGCUGCAGCCGCCGCCGUCGAUCCAGCGGGUUGGGAUCCACGCGAUGUGAAGCCAGCCGUCAGCAAACACAAUGCCCCUCAAUACUAUGAGCAAGAAGAGACCACGUUGAUGCCAUCGUCAAAUUGCGGCACAUUGCCUCCUACUGUUGCAUCCACGGGUGCUGCUCCUCCUCCUCAGCUACUCUCACUGGAUGAUCGAAGUUCAGGGAAAUCAAGUGCUGAACGCGAGGUGCCGCCACCAUCUGGUACAGGUCGAGGACGUGGCCGAGGAAGAGCAUCGUCUGCUGCCGAUAUGUUACCCGAUGAAAGGAAGAUGACGAUCCUUGAGAGAAAUAAGGCGGCGGCCGUUCGCUAUAGAAAACGAAAGAAGGAGGAACAUGACGACAUGAUCACUCGCGUACAUACGUUAGAACAAGAGAAAGUGCAGCUAAAUACACAGAAUCAGGUUCUACGACGAGAACUUGAGCGAGUAACGGCCCUUCUUCGGGAACGAGAAGCUCGAUGUGUGUGCCUGAAAGGAAUGCCUCUCAGCACCGAUCUGCGAGCUGAAUCACCUGUCGAUGUAAGAUAUAAUCGUUGA
Cooperia oncophora is the source of this 978-nucleotide messenger RNA. NCBI's taxonomy places the organism in Eukaryota, Metazoa, Nematoda, Chromadorea, Rhabditida, Trichostrongylidae. The record is from the annotation of a GenBank genome assembly.